Xylaria bambusicola is the source of this 1896-nucleotide messenger RNA. Its product is annotated as heterokaryon incompatibility protein-domain-containing protein. The coding region runs from base 1 to 1896 and encodes 631 amino acids. Lineage: Eukaryota; Fungi; Ascomycota; Sordariomycetes; Xylariales; Xylariaceae. The transcript is spliced from 3 exons. The record is from RefSeq and is a predicted model, not a curated record.
AUGCGCCUUCUUCACACAACAACACGUACUCUCUACACGUUCACAGAUAGAACCAUUCCAAGGUAUGCCAUACUGUCACACACAUGGCAAGAGAACGAGGUCACUUUUCAGGACAUGAAGUUGGAUGUAGCGGAGAAGAUGAUAGGCUACAGGAAAGUCGAAAUGGCAUGCUCAGUAUCUGCAGCCCGUGGGUUUCAGUAUGUGUGGCUCGACACCUGCUGUAUUGACAAAACUAGCAGCGCCGAGCUGUCCGAAGCUAUCAACUCAAUGUACCGAUGGUACGAAGGUGCGGGUGCAUGUUUUGCUUUCUUGGUCGAUGUAGACUGCGAUGCUUCGGUCACAGUAUCUCACUUGCGCGAGAGCAGUUGGUUCAAGAGAGGAUGGACCCUCCAAGAACUGAUCGCCCCUGCCCACAUCAUAUUUGAUAAUGCGAAAUGGGAACCCAUAGGGACCAAGGCUGGCCUGAAGCAGGAAAUCUCUAGUAUUACAGGAGUCCCUAUUCAUAUCCUAUCAGGCGAUAGCAUUGACACUGUUAGCACAGCUCAAAUAAUGUCAUGGGCAUCUAUGAGGGAUACAACAAGGAUUGAGGAUAUUGCUUACUGUCUCAUGGGAUUGUUCGACGUCAAUAUGCCGCUACUAUAUGGGGAAGGUGAAAAGGCCUUCAUCAGGCUGCAGGAAGAAAUCAUGAAGCAAUCUGAUGAUUACAGCCUCUUUGCUUGGAGGUCUCAUUCCGACCCAGAUCAGCCAAGUGUAAACUCGGGCAGACUACUAGCUCCAUCACCUGCUGCUUUCGCUGAUUCUGGAAAUGUCAUCCAGCUCAGCCAGUUUAGUUAUCUGAACACCAUCUACACCCCGCUUACUAUCAGCAACAAAGGGAUACAUCUGACACUCCCUGUUGUACAAGCAGACGGGAAUAAUUGGUUUGCUCUCCUUAACUGUACAGAGGAAGGGAGAGGUGGGCAUUGCCUUGCACUGAAGGUAGAAGCUCUAACACUAUCAGGAGAAUACUUCACGGUUCACAGUGAUAGAUUACUGAUGAUGGAAAUCAGUAACUUGAAAGGAAGCGUGAGGAAUAUAUGUGUCAGACGAGAGCGAUAUAGGAAGAAUACUACAGCCACACUCAAAAGGCAGCGAGAAGUCGUUGAUGCAAAGAACAAUAAGAAAGGAAAUGAUGGAGUGACAGGAUCGAAGAAAGCUCGGAAUCUUGAUGGCGACUAUGAUGGCUCUCCACGGUUCUUCGCCUGCCCGUACUACAAACAUAGCCCAGCUACAUGGAAGAAUGAACUACCGUGUUCUGGAUGGUGGAUUAGUGUUCAUCGUUUGAAGGAACACCUGUUUCGUUGGCAUGCGCUACCUAAGUACGAAUGUGACAGGUGUCAUGAGCAUUUUGAGGACAUGGAUACACUUCAGUCUCACAAACAUGCUGCUGAGCCCUGCCAACCCAAGGCCGCUCCUGUUCGCGAGGGAUUCGACCAGGCCCAGGAUAGAGACCUUAAAUCACAGGGAACAGAUGGCACUGACGAGGAAAUAUGGCAAAAGAUGUACCAAAUUCUUUUUCCGCGUGAAGCUGUGCCAUCACCAUAUUAUGACAAGAUCCAACGCAACGAAGAGUUGCAGCAGCGUGGCAUGGAAGAGUCCGGCCACUAUCUCCGAGAGAUAUCCCCUAUAAUGAAAAGAGUCCAACAUAUAUUAUCCGAUACGCAAGGGAAGAUCAAGUUUCAGCAGCGUGGCAUGGAAGUACCCGGCCACCAUUGCCGAGAGGCACCCGCUAUAAUGAGAAAAGUCCAACAUAUAUUAUCCGAUACGCAAGGGAAGAUCAAGUUCCAGCAGAACCUUAUGGAAGAGCUCAACCAGCACCUUCAGGAAGAGGUACCCCCUAUAAUGAAGCAAGUCUAG